AUGCGGCUCUUCCGAGUUGCCAACCGCACCAACUUCGUCAGGAGGUUCUCGUCACCAGUUCCUUUCAAGUAUCAGGAUCUCUUCGAAAACUCAAAGCCCGACUCAACAGAGUACCGUAAGCUCACGGGCGACUAUGUCUCUACUUUCCCCGGACCCGAUGGGCGAACUUUCCUCAAGGUCGAACCGGAGGGGCUGCGACUUCUGUCAAAACAAGCCAUGAUCGACAUCUCUCAUCUGCUGAGACCUGCGCACCUGCAGCAGUUGAGCAAAAUCCUCAAGGACCCCGAGGCGUCAGAGAACGAUCGAUUCGUGGCCCUCGAGCUGCUCAAAAACGCCAACGUCGCGGCGGGAAUGGUCCUCCCCUCCUGCCAGGAUACAGGAACGGGCAUCUGCAUCGGCAAGAGAGGUCAAAUGGUGAUGACCGACGGCGAUGACGAGGAGCAUCUCUCCCACGGGAUAUACGAUGCGUACACAGGAACCAACCUGAGAUACUCUCAGGUCGCUCCCCAAGACAUGUUCUCGGAAGCGAACACGAAAUGCAACCUCCCAGCGCAGUUUCUCUACCUCGCAAAAGGUGGAGGCUCAGCAAACAAGACGUACCUCUAUCAGCAGACCAAGGCGCUUUUGAAUGAGAAUUCCUUGAAAGCCUUCAUUGAAGAGAAGGUCAAAUCUCUUGGAACAGCCGCUUGUCCUCCGUAUCACAUCGCGCUUGUGAUUGGCGGGCUCAGUGCUGAGCAGACACUCAAGACUGUCAAACUUGCAAGCACCAAAUACCUGGACGAUCUCCACACUUCAGGCAAUGCGUCGGGCAGAGCGUUUCGUGAUCUCGAAUGGGAGCAGAGAGUUCUCCGUAUGUGCCAAGAGAUGGGCAUCGGAGCUCAGUUUGGUGGAAAAUAUUUCUGCCAUGAUGUGAGAGUGGUCAGACUUCCAAGGCACGGAGCUUCUUGCCCAGUCGGAUUGGGAGUCUCGUGCUCUGCUGAUCGCCAAGCGAAGGCAAAGAUAACCAAGGAUGGAAUCUUCCUCGAAAAGCUUGAAACUGAUCCUUCCAAGUAUCUUCCUGAGGUGUCUGAAGAUAAACUGUCUCAAAACGUGGUCAAGCUCGAUCUGAACAAGCCGAUGAAAGAAAUUCUCAAUGUUUUGACAAAACAUCCGAUCAAGACAAGGCUCUCGCUUACAGGAACUCUGGUGGUAGCAAGAGAUAUCGCUCAUGCGAAGCUCAAGGAGCGACUUGACAGCGGGCAAGGACUUCCGGACUACGUGAAGAAUCACCCCAUCUAUUAUGCGGGCCCUGCAAAGACUCCUGAAGGACUGCCCUCUGGUUCCUUUGGACCAACUACAGCUGGCCGUAUGGAUCCAUACGUGGAUUUGUUCCAGAAGAACGGCGGAAGUCUCAUCACCCUGGCCAAAGGAAAUCGAAGCAAGCAGGUCACCUCCGCCUGCAAGAACAACGGGGGAUUCUACCUUGGCUCGAUCGGAGGUCCUGCCGCAAUCUUGGCCAAGAACUGCAUCAAGAAGGUAAACCUAGAUUCUUGCGCCAAAGGGCAGCUUCACCAUGAGGGUUGCUCUGGCGUGCAGCAUCAACUGACCGGCAAGCAGGUCGAAGUUCUCGAGUACCCUGAGCUCGGCAUGGAGGCAAUCUGGAAGAUCGAGGUCCAAGACUUCCCUGCGUUCAUCGUGUGCGAUGACAAGGGCAACGACUUCUUCCAAGAGUUCAACAUGUGA
This is a messenger RNA of Guillardia theta CCMP2712, 1722 nucleotides long. RefSeq lists its product as hypothetical. Lineage: Eukaryota; Cryptophyceae; Pyrenomonadales; Geminigeraceae. Gene Ontology annotation, biological process: generation of precursor metabolites and energy. The record is from RefSeq and is a predicted model, not a curated record. The transcript has 29 exons. Bases 1 to 1722 code for a protein of 573 amino acids. Gene Ontology annotation, molecular function: fumarate hydratase activity.